CAGAGCCUGCACCAAAAGCCUCAGGCUAGGGUUAGGUUUCAAGUUCUUGUCCUGUCCUGAACUGUGAUAAUGAUUGAAAUGCUCUUCGGGUUCCAUUUCUGAAAUGCUUCCUGAUCCAAAGAAUCUCCCCUGGAGCUCCAUUCAGUGCUUCUUGACCUUGGUUGACUGUUAAGAUCUGAGUGUUCUUUCUCCUGGACAAAAGACUAACCAUUUGUGGGCAUCAUCCCUGAAACCAUAUUCUUUUUAAGGACUGGAAACGAAGAAAGCAUCUACCUAGCACCAUGUCAGCAGGGCGAGCAGGUGCCCAGAUUAAGAGCUUUGAAGCUUGGGAUUAUGUUGUUUUUGCUGCUCUUUUUGUAAUUUCUUCAGGAAUUGGAGUGUUCUUUGCCAUAAAAGAAAGGAAGAAGGUGACUUCCAGGGAGUUUUUAGUGGGGGGCAAGCAAAUGAAUGGUGGUCCAGUGGCUUUGUCCUUGACUGCUAGCUUCAUGUCAGCAGUCACUGUCCUGGGGACUCCGGCAGAGAUCUAUCGUUUUGGGGCACCCUUCCUGCUUUUCUUCAUACCAUAUACAUUUGUCAUCAUCUUUACUUCUGAGCUCUUUCUGCCAGUUUUCUACAGGUCUGGGAUUACCAGCACUUAUGAGUAUUUACAGCUAAGAUUUAACAAGGUGGUCCGGUUUGCUGCUACAAUUAUUUACAUAGUACAGACGAUCCUCUAUACUGGAGUGGUGAUUUAUGCUCCUGCUUUGGCGCUCAACCAAGUAACUGGUUUUGAUCUCUGGGGAUCUGUGUUUGCCACAGGAAUCGUCUGCACCUUCUACUGCACUCUGGGAGGAUUAAAAGCAGUUGUGUGGACAGAUGCAUUUCAAAUGGUCAUCAUGAUGAUAGGGUUCUUGACGGUUCUUAUACAAGGAACAGCACGUGCUGGCGGAUUACGGAAUGCAUUAGACCAAGCAAAAAAUGGGUCUCGACUUGAAAUAUUUGACUUUGAUGUGGAUCCUUUGAGAAGGCAUACAUUCUGGACAAUUGCUGUUGGAGGAACUUUUACAUGGCUAGGCAUCUACGGUGUUAAUCAGUCCACAAUACAGAGAUGCAUCUCUUGCAAAACAGAAAAGCAUGCCAAGAUUGCUCUUUAUCUUAACUUAGUUGGACUUUGGUUAAUUCUGGCCUGUGCAGUCUUUUCAGGCCUGAUCAUGUAUUCUUACUUCAAGAACUGUGACCCCUGGACUGCUGGCAUCAUCUCAGCACCAGAUCAGCUGAUGCCGUAUUUUGUAAUGGAAAUAUUUGCCUCAAUGCCAGGACUCCCAGGACUAUUUGUCGCAUGUGCCUUCAGCGGAACCCUGAGCACAGUAGCCGCCAGCAUUAAUGCCUUAGCGACGGUGGCUUUUGAGGAUUUUGUCAAGAGCUUCUUUCCCAACCUCUCCGACAGGUGGAGCACCUGGAUCAGUAAAGGCUUAUGCGUGUUAUUUGGAAUUCUCUGUACCUCCAUGGCAGUUGCUGCAUCCUUCAUGGGAAGUGUUGUACAGGCUUCCCUGAGUAUCCAUGGCAUGUGUGGGGGACCCGUGCUUGGCCUUUUCACUUUGGGAAUUGUAUUUCCUUUUGUCAACUGGAAGGGUGCCUUAGGGGGCCUCGUGACUGGAAUCACCUUGUCAUUCUGGGUGACUAUUGGGGGGUUUGUGUUCCCUGCCCAAGCAGCCAAGACCCAUCCUUUGGUUUUAUCAACAGAACAAUGUGUCCAACUGAACAUGACAGAAACAGCACCCACAACGGCUCCUUCAGUGAUUGUUAACAGACCAGCCCUGGCUGAGACUUGGUACUCACUCUCUUACCUUUACUACAGCGCUGUGGGGUGUCUGGGAUGCCUCCUUGCUGGGUUACUUAUCAGCUUUAUAACAGGUCCACAGAAAGGCAAAGAUGUUCAACCACAAUUGAUUCGACCAGUUGGGAAUUUGUUUUGCUUUUGGUCUAAGAAAUACAAGAGGUUAUGCUGGUGUGGAGUUCAACAUGACAGUGAGACAAUUCUUGACAACCUUGAAACCGACACAGCCUGGAAACAAGGAACUGGAUUGGAUGGACUCAAAGAUGGCCAGGACCAUCUCCCUGGCUAUAACCCUGAUGAGAAAAGUUAUACCAAUCUGGCUUCUGAGAAAGUCACCCAUUUCUAGGGACUAAAGUCUGUCUCAUGUCCCGAUGCUUGUUUCUUCACUGCCGUCUGCGACACAGACAUGUCUAUAUAUCUGUAGAGAUAUCCUGCACCUCCUUAAAACUACCAGUCUUGGAGCUAGAUGGCCCAGUUGAUAGAGCACCAGCCCUGGAGUCAGGAGGACCUGAAUUCAAAGCUGGCCUCAAACACAGCUGCAUGACCCUGGGCAAGUCACUUAGCCCCAAUUGCUUCAAAAACAAUCAAACAAGCAAACAAAACUAUCACUCUUGCUUUUGAGAUUCUAGUUGGUUGGUAGAGAAGUAUAGCAAUGCUGCAAAGCAGUACACAUUUCAAAUACAUAUUUAUGUUUAUUUAUGAAUAUAAAUUAUGUAGAUAGGAGACCCUUUUCCCAAGCAGCCUAUGCUUUAGAAGCUACCUUUUUCUGUACCUGCAACUCCCUUCAUGCUCACACCUCAAUUAGAGUUGGUUUGAGGUUCAUCAGAACCCUCAAAAUUGGAAGGAACUUAAAGGCCUCUUGCCCACCGUUCUGAUAAAAUCCUUGACCGGCAGGCACCAAUGCUCAGCUUUGAAGAAUUCCUGUACGAGAGAACUUCUCCGUGAGGCCGUGCAUUCCAUUAUUAGAUGGGUCUCAUUGCUAGCAAUCCUUCCUCUAUAGUAAGAUAAAAUCUGUCCCACCAGCUGAGUGUUACUUCCUUACGACAGCAUGGCACAUAGGAAGGGGGGUGCUGGAUCUGGAGUCAGAGGAUAGGGCCCAAGUCCUGGCUCUACCACUUACCACCUGCGUGACUUUAAGCAAGUCGUUUAACCUCCCUAGGCCUUGGUUUCCUCAUUUGUAAAAAUGAGGGGGUCAGUAUAGACAGUCAUUAAGGUCUAUUCCAACUCCAUGGUAAUGAGUCUAUAACAGCCCAUAUUUUAAGCCUGGAAUCAUGCCUACUCCUAAGAUAUCUCUUCCCCACAGUACACUAUUGCUAAUUUUUUACUACAUAAGGAGUUAGAAUUCAUCUCCUUAAUAUAGUAUUUUCAUUCUUCUUGAUCACUGGAGAGAGAGAAUGUGUGUGUAAAGAGACAGCUCUCAGGUGCUACUGAUUUUAUAAUGAACUAGGGCGAAAACACUCAGAGCCACUGAUCACUAUUGACAGCCCUUUAGCUCUCUUCUCUUCAUUUCUAUGCCAUUUGUCUUGGCCAUGUUAACUAAAACUCAGGAAUCAAAAACGGGGGAAUAUGGAGAAAGUUAUCUUAGUCUUCUUAGUCUAGACAUCUGGGAGAGUUGAAGAUGAUGGAGAGGAAGGUAGAGAUGUAUAUUUAAAUAUGGCAGUUGCUUUUCUAUAGAAAAUGAAUGUUACCAUGAAUAUCAACCUAAGAGAUGAUCUAAUCCAGGGGUGGGGAACCUAAGGCCUCGAGGCCACACGUGGUCCUCUAGGUCCUCAAGGGAGACCCUUUGACUGAAUCCAAACUUCACAUAACAAAUAAUCCAAUGAUCUAAGUUUAUAGGUGAGAGAAAAGAGAACCAGAAUGGUUAAAUCAUGACUAAGGUCACACAGUUGGUUAGUAGCAGAGAGAGAACUAGAACCUAGGUCUCAGGACACCAAAUUAGGCACCCUUCCCUCUAUAACAAAUAAGUCAAACUACUGUAAUCUGCACCAGAUUAAAAUGUAAUUGGGAAAUGUUUAACGAAAAUAAAUGCAGAUACAAUUCAAC
This is a messenger RNA of Trichosurus vulpecula (common brushtail), 3859 nucleotides long. It is a transcript of the gene SLC5A12, whose product is annotated as solute carrier family 5 member 12. The transcript is spliced from 15 exons. Gene Ontology annotation, molecular function: symporter activity; lactate transmembrane transporter activity. Gene Ontology annotation, biological process: sodium ion transport; transmembrane transport. Lineage: Eukaryota; Metazoa; Chordata; Mammalia; Diprotodontia; Phalangeridae. Bases 282 to 2162 code for a protein of 626 amino acids. Gene Ontology annotation, cellular component: membrane. The record is from RefSeq and is a predicted model, not a curated record.